CGGCCCACCUGGCGCAGCGCCGCCCUUGGAGCCCGCGCACCCGCGCACACCCGCGCACAUCCGUGCACACCCGCGCACCCACCCCGCGGCCGCCGCGCCAGCUUCCAGGGCCCAGCCUGCCCGGGCGCCCGCGCUCUCGGGGCGGACUCCUGGCCCUCCGCGCUCCCCGCCCGGCGAUGGCCCCGCUGGGAUACUUCUUAUUUCUCUGCGGUCUGAAGCAGGCAUUGGGCAGCUACCCGAUCUGGUGGUCCUUGGCCAUCGGGCACCAGUACUCCUCCCUGGGCACGCAGCCCAUCCUCUGUGCCAGCAUCCCUGGCCUGGUGCCCAAGCAGCUGCGCUUCUGCCGGAACUACGUGGAGAUCAUGCCCAGUGUGGCAGAAGGCGUCAAGGUUGGCAUCCAUGAGUGCCAGUACCAGUUCCGCGGCCGCCGCUGGAACUGCACCACCGUCCAUGACAGCCUGGCCAUCUUUGGGCCCGUGCUGGACAAAGCCACCCGGGAGUCAGCCUUCGUGCACGCCAUCGCCUCGGCCGGCGUGGCCUUUGCAGUGACCCGCUCCUGUGCGGAGGGCUCCGCUGCUAUCUGCGGCUGCAGUGGCCGCCAUCAGGGCUCGCCGGGCGAGGGCUGGAAGUGGGGCGGCUGCAGCGAGGACAUCGAGUUCGGUGGCAUGGUGUCUCGGGAGUUUGCAGAUGCCCGGGAGAACCGGCCUGACGCCCGCUCGGCCAUGAACCGCCACAACAAUGAGGCUGGGCGCCAGGCCAUCGCCAGCCACAUGCACCUCAAGUGCAAGUGCCACGGGCUGUCGGGCAGCUGCGAGGUGAAGACGUGCUGGUGGUCCCAGCCCGACUUCCGCGUCCUCGGGGACUUCCUCAAGGACAAGUACGACAGCGCGUCGGAGAUGGUGGUGGAGAAGCACCGCGAGUCCCGCGGCUGGGUGGAGACGCUGCGGCCGCGCUACCACUACUUCAAGGUGCCGACGGAGCGCGACCUGGUCUACUACGAGAGCUCCCCCAACUUCUGCGAGCCCAACGCGGAGACGGGCUCCUUCGGCACGCGCGACCGCAUCUGCAACGUCAGCUCGCACGGCAUCGACGGCUGCGACCUGCUGUGCUGCGGCCGCGGCCACAACACGCGGACCGAGAGGCGCAAGGAGAAGUGCCACUGCGUCUUCCACUGGUGCUGCUACGUCAGCUGCCAGGAGUGCGCGCGCGUCUACGACGUGCACACCUGCAAGUAGCCCAGGGGGGCGGGCACCGCCUGCAGCCUCUGCGCCCCUCCUAGCCCGGGGGCCCCGGGGCUCCAGUGGCCUGCAGUCUCCGUGGCUCCCCGUGGCAUCUUGGGGGCUUCCAAGGCUUCCUGGGAUUUGGGGGGCUACCUCCAGAGGCCAUCACCUCCCUCCCCGUCCCCUGCCCCAGAAGUCUCUGCUGACGCCCUCUGGGAGUCAGGACCCUGCCCCUCCUAUGCCCCAGCCGGGAGAGCAGACCACUGCCCUGCCCCUGGAGAGGGAGAAGAGGCCUGGUGGAAGGUUCCGGGAUCCUGGCCAGGUCCCAAAGCCCCCAGCCCUGCAACUGCACCCUCCCCUUUGCAGCUAACAGAAAGUGCCCUCUCUCUCCUCCCUGUCUCCUCAACUGUGCCACAUCCCCGUGAGAGAGGACUGGAGACUGCAGCCACCCACCCGUCCCCCUCGCCCACUUCUCCCCUCCUUGCCUCAGCUCUCCCUCCAACUGGCCCACAGCCCCUUGUAAGGGAAAGACAAGUAGAGGGGGGCAGACCCCCAAGGCUACCCAGAGCCACUGGCUGGGCCUCUCCCAGCUCCACCCUUCUGCCUUUGAGGCUUGCUUUUAGGCUGGGUUGUUUGGGAGGACUUGGUGGGCUCAGGGGACAGCGGAUCAGUCGCAGGUGGAACAGCUUGGGAGUUCUCGAACCCAGGCCCAUGCUGCAGAGAGAGGGCACGAAGCCCUGAGCUGGAGUGGUGCCAUCCCAGGAUAAGUGACCCCCAACCCCCCUAGCCCAACCCCGGGAGACUCUGAGCCCCUCCCAGGUCCAGCUGCCAGCCCCUGGUGAGGGUCCUGGGAGCCUUUGGCUGGUCAACUCAGAAUAAGUGGACCCUCCAUCCAACGUCUCAACCUCUGUCACUGUGAAAUGUCUCCCCAAGGACCCCACCCUCGAGGCAGCUAGGUGGGGCAAAGAUAUGCCCUGAGCCCCCGAAAGACCCUGCCCCAGCCCAGGGAUGGGCCCUGCUAGGCCUUGGAUUUUGCAUUUUUUUUGGUUUUAAUUUUAUUUCCAUUGCUGCUAUAUCCACCGUACACUGGAGUUAGAUGGACAGACUUUUUUUUUUUCCUUUUCUUUCUAUGAAAGAAAUUAUUUUAGUCAUAGCUUGUGAGUU
This is a messenger RNA of Choloepus didactylus (southern two-toed sloth), 2384 nucleotides long. RefSeq names its product Wnt family member 3A (gene WNT3A). The transcript is spliced from 4 exons. Gene Ontology annotation, cellular component: extracellular region. The coding region runs from base 177 to 1235 and encodes 352 amino acids. NCBI's taxonomy places the organism in Eukaryota, Metazoa, Chordata, Mammalia, Pilosa, Megalonychidae. Gene Ontology annotation, molecular function: cytokine activity; frizzled binding. Gene Ontology annotation, biological process: cell fate commitment; neuron differentiation; multicellular organism development. The record is from RefSeq and is a predicted model, not a curated record.